AUGCAGGCCGGUAAAACUGCGGAUUUUGUCCUUAUCCAGACUGAGGAAUACCACCGGGAGGUCAAAGAAAUCUUGGUGGACUCCACAAAAUUUCACAGAAUUACCAAGAACCCCGUUGAUGACAUCAAGCGAGAGGCUAACUGGAUUUUUGAGACGGUCAACGCUGCCUCGAACGCCCUACGUUUGCCACCCAUGAUGGGCGACCAUGACUUAGGUUACAUCUAUGGGAAUGUUAAAACCCAUAGGCAAGGAAACCCCCUUUGCCCCAUAAUCAGCCAGAUCCCUGCCCCAACGUACCUCUUGACCAAGAAACUCAACAUCAUCUUGACCCCUUACGUCCCAGAUAGUUACAGCUUGAAGUCGUCAGCCGAGUUCUCAGAAGCCCUAAGAGCAAUGCCCCCCAGAGGAUGCAUUGCUUUGAUGGAUGUAGAGUCCUUGCUUACCAAUGUCCCCAUUGACGAGGCCUUACAAAUGAUCUUGGGCAGAGUUUACAGGAACCCCAACACUCCAUCCUUGAACAUCCCAGAGCAUGCCCUUCGAGCCCUGCUGGAAAUCUGUACCAAGAAGGCCACCUUUGCUGAUCACUGCAACUACAUGUACACCCAAAUCGACGGCGUGGUAAUGGGAUCUUCCCUUGGAGUCCUUUUCGCCAAUUUCCAUAUGGGUACCGUCAAAGAGAGGGUCUUCCAGAAUUCCAGCAAACCGAGGAUGUACAUGAGCUAUAUUGAUGAUACCUUCGUCUGUGCCGACUCUGAGGAUGAGAUGGAGCAGCUUCGAUGUACAUUCCACGACCACAGUUGCCUCACGUUCACAUUGCCAAGACUGCUACCCCCCCCCCCCCUUCCUUGA
This is a messenger RNA of Macrobrachium nipponense, 849 nucleotides long. RefSeq lists its product as uncharacterized. The coding region runs from base 1 to 849 and encodes 282 amino acids. The transcript has a single exon. The record is from RefSeq and is a predicted model, not a curated record. Lineage: Eukaryota; Metazoa; Arthropoda; Malacostraca; Decapoda; Palaemonidae.